This is a messenger RNA of Motacilla alba alba, 5388 nucleotides long. RefSeq names its product ATPase 13A4 (gene ATP13A4). The coding region runs from base 74 to 3682 and encodes 1202 amino acids. Gene Ontology annotation, biological process: polyamine transmembrane transport; intracellular calcium ion homeostasis. Lineage: Eukaryota; Metazoa; Chordata; Aves; Passeriformes; Motacillidae. Gene Ontology annotation, cellular component: late endosome membrane. The transcript is spliced from 30 exons. The record is from RefSeq and is a predicted model, not a curated record. Gene Ontology annotation, molecular function: P-type ion transporter activity; ATP hydrolysis activity; polyamine transmembrane transporter activity.
UGUAGAAGUUCAAGCACACUAUGCUGAAGACCUGUCCUGAGGGUGCUGUAGAAAGUCUCCAGAGGGUCAUUUCAUGGGGGAAAAUCCUGCCAAGAACCAUUAUGCACAGCUUAACCAGGGAGAAGAGAAUGAGAUGGACAUAUUUGGCUACAAAACUCAAGGCUGCCGAAGGGCCUUGUGCAUUGCUGGAUACAUCUUGUCCUGUGGGGCUCUGAGACUGCUGUUUUACUGGAAGCCAGAGUGGGAUGUGUGGAUAAACUGCAUCCGAUGCAGCUUGGAAGAAGCAGAUAUUGUUCUGCUUAGAACAACGGAUGAUUUUCGGACUUAUUCUCGUAAGACUGUGACAUGGAUCUCUGUGUCUGCAUUUAUCAAAAGUGGAUCAGACUAUCCAGCCACUGAGGAAGACUCAAUCUUCAGCAAAGCCAUAAUGAAGCCAAGUUUGCUAGUGAAAACAAUUCAAGUACAAAAAAUCCGCUAUGUCUGGAAUGUCAAUGCAAAACAGUUCCAGAAAGUUGGAGUCCUAGAAGACCACUACACUUGCUCAGCUAUACAUGAUAAAUUUGGUUCUGGUCUCACCUGCAAUGAACAGAAUGUCAGGAGAGUUAUAUGUGGGCCAAACACUAUUGAUGUUCCAGUGAUCCCUAUUUGGAAACUACUCAUCAAAGAGGUCCUAAAUCCAUUUUACGUGUUCCAGCUGUUCAGUGUGUGUCUGUGGUUUGCUGAAGAUUACAUGGAGUAUGCCACUGCCAUCAUAUUCAUGUCUCUCCUCUCAAUAUUUUUGACCGUAUAUGAUCUUAGAAAGCAAUCCAUUAAACUGCACAGACUGGUUGAGUCUCAUAACAACAUCAUGGUCACUGUCUGCAGAAAUAAGGAAGAUUUCCAAGAGCUAGAAUCACACUACCUUGUUCCUGGAGAUUUGCUGAUUUUGAAAGAGGGCAAAACCCUUUUGCCUUGUGAUGCCGUCCUGGUCAGCGGGCAGUGCACUGUAAAUGAAAGCAUGCUGACAGGAGAAAGUAUUCCUGUAACAAAGAUCCACCUACCACAAGCUGAUAAUUUCAAGCCCUGGAGAGUGUACUGUUCAGAGGAUUACAGAAAACAUGUCCUCUUCUGUGGAACAGAGGUCAUCCAGACCAAGGCAGAUGACAGAGGAGUAGUGAAAGCUGUGGUGCUGCAGACUGGUUUCAACACAGCCAAGGGGGAUCUGGUGAGGUCCAUUCUUUACCCUAAACCCAUGAACUUCAAGCUGUACAGAGAUGCCCUCCGGUUCCUGAUGUGCCUCAUAGCAUUUGCAGCCAUUGGAAUGAUCUACACUGUGUGUGUAUUUGCACUUAAUGGGGAGGAGACAGGAGAAGUGGUGAAGAAGGCUUUGGAUGUUAUCACCAUUGCUGUCCCACCGGCUCUGCCAGCUGCCUUGACAACAGGAAUCAUUUAUACCCAGCAGAGGUUGAAGAAAAAGGGCAUCUUUUGCAUCAGCCCACAGAGGAUCAACAUGUGUGGACAGCUGAACCUUGUCUGCUUUGAUAAAACUGGCACCUUAACAGAAGAUGGCCUGGAUCUUUGGGGCUUGCUGCCCUCUGAAAGAAACUGCUUUCAGAAUAUUCACAGUUUCCCUGCAGACCACGGCCUGCCUUGGGGCCCAGUGUUCAAAGCACUGGCAGUUUGUCAUUCAUUAAUUGUUUGGGAGGGCAAGAUCCAAGGAGACCCAUUGGAUGUGAAAAUGUUCGAGGCCACUAACUGGGUGAUAGAUGAUUCCAGUAGACACCAGAAUGAAGGUCAAGGAUCCACACAUGCCACUGUUGUUAGACCUGGACUUCAAGCCACCCCUGCCCCUGUGGAAGGAAUUACCAUUUUACAUCAGUUCCCAUUUUCCUCAGCCUUGCAAAGAAUGUCUGUCAUUGCCCAGGAAAUUGGUGGGGACCCACAGGCCUUCAUAAAAGGAGCUCCUGAAACAGUAGCCAUGCUGUGUAGAGCAGAAACAGUCCCAUCGAACUUUGAAAGCAAGCUCCUGCUCUACACAGCACAGGGCUUUCGGGUCAUUGGCCUGGCCUGUAAAUCUCUGCAGGCAGGGAAGCCACCUGCUGCUCUAACAAGGGAGGAGGUAGAAUCUGAUCUGACAUUCCUGGGUCUGCUGAUCAUGGAGAAUCGAUUAAAGAGGGAGACAAAGCCUGUUCUGGAAGAGCUCAGUGCUGCCCGCAUCAGGAGUGUUAUGGUCACAGGGGACAACAUUCAGACAGCUAUAACAGUUGCAAAAAAUGCUGGCAUGAUAGCUCCAACACACAGAGUGAUUCUUGUGGAAGCAAACAAAGUGCCUGGAUCUUUUUCAGCAUCUAUAACCUGGAAAUCUCUAGAAGAAAACAAAAUUGAAGACUACAGAAGCCUGGAGGAUGACAGUCAGACUGAGCCAGGAACCAGGCUGGCAUUGGGAUCAGGCCAGUAUCAUUUUGCCAUGAGUGGAAAAUCUUACCAAAUUGUAGCAAACCAUUUCAGGCACUUACUUCCAAAGCUCUUGCUGAAUGGAACAGUUUUUGCUAGAAUGUCUCCUAGUCAGAAAUCCAGUCUUGUAGAAGAGUUUCAAAAGCUGGAUUACUUUGUGGGCAUGUGUGGAGAUGGAGCCAAUGACUGUGGGGCUUUGAAAGUGGCACAUGCAGGGAUAUCACUGUCGGAGCAGGAGGCGUCUGUGGCUUCCCCUUUCACAUCCCGAACACCCAGCAUAGCCUGUGUUCCAGAGCUGAUCAGGGAAGGCCGUGCUGCUCUUGUCACUUCCUUCUGCAUGUUCAAGUACAUGGCACUGUACAGCAUAAUUCAGUACCUUGGUGUUCUCCUGCUUUACUGGCAACUAAACUCCUUUGGGAAUUACCAAUUUUUGUUCCAAGAUCUGGCUAUUACCACCGUAAUUGGUGUGACAAUGAGUUUCACACGUGCCUAUCCAAAGCUGGUCCCCUACAGGCCUCCAAGCCAGCUCAUCUCACCCCCACUGCUGCUCUCUGUUGUGCUUAACAUCCUCUUCAGCCUCAGCAUGCAGAUCUUUGGGUUCGUGGUGGUCCAGGAGCAGCCUUGGUAUUCCCAGACCGAUAUACACAGCGCCUGCCUGUCAGUGAACAACCAUGAGAGGAAUUCAUCCUCCAGCAUGGGGCUCCACGGGGUGAGAGAUGGAGCCCAUGAGCAAACAGACAAUGGCUUCAAGAGCUAUGAAAACACCACAGUGUGGCUGCUAAGUACCAUCAAUUGCCUCAUUGUAGCACUAGUGUUUUCCAAGGGAAAGCCCUUCAGGCAACCCAUCUACACCAACUAUGUGUUCAUACUGGUGCUCAUAGGGCAGCUGGGCAUUUGCCUCUUCCUGAUGUUUGCUGACAUUGAUGAUCUCUACUCCAAGAUGGAUCUCGUUUGCACCCCUACCACGUGGCGAAUCUCCAUGGUGGGAAUGCUUGCAGUCACACUGGCUGUGUCCUUCAUUGUCGAGGAAGCUGUCAUUGAGAACAGACCCCUGUGGCUGCUUCUGAAAAAGACAUUCCGGUACCACUCAAAGAGCCACUACAAGAGACUGCAGCUCGUGUUGGAGCAGGACUCAGCCUGGCCACCUCUCAAUGAAACCUUCUUCUCAGAAUCUGUGGCAGUAACAGUAGAAGGAAAUAUGGGAGGCCAUAGCAAUCCAACAUUUGACAGCAGUGAGGACUCACUCUGAAGGAAACUGUAGUGGACACAUGCCCAGGACAGUUGAAUUUGAUCUUAAAAGGACUCAAUGACUUAAAAAGAGAAAGGGCUGACUCAUUACUGCUCUCCCAUUCUAGGAGUAACCAGCUCUUGCUUACACCUAAAUUAACUGGAAGCACAAAAUCUUCUGCAGUAACAUAAAGCCACAAUGAUGUUUCCUCUGUCCCCUUGCCCAUGUACAAAUGGCUGCCAGCUGAAUACUGGUAAAGUAUUUGUGGUUGAAACACCCCACUGCUGCGUCCCUCUGUUGAACUGCAUUGUGCAGUCCCUAAGGGUGGGACAUGCUCCAGAUGAGAAGUAGCUAAUUGCAAUAGCAGCACUUCCCUGGGCAGUUCCCCUUUGAGAAACAGUAAGAACUUCUGAUAGAGACUGCUGAGCAUAGGUGUCCCUGGGAUUCCUCGGGGAGUUUCAGAUGCUGCUUCUCAGUGUCUUGAUUAUUUUUGGAGGUUUUAACCCUCCUGGCAAUACUUGGCUUCCAGAGCUGAGAGGAUCUGCAAACAGCCAAAGCUUUCUGGAAGUGUCUACUCCCAGCACCACCGUGCUUUUCCCAUGAUGGGAACAGGAAGCACUCUCUUGCUGGCUCACUGCUACCAGGAAACCUGUUUGCCCUCUUAGUUUUUAGCAAGUGAUAUUUGCAUUUUAUGGGUAAAAAAAAUUAUUAACCUGCAAAGCAGAAUAAUUUCUUAUUUAACUUUUUUUUUUUUUUUUUUUUUUUUGGCAGGAGGUAUUUUUUCAGGCUAUCCAUUAAACUGUAGAAUGGAAUGUAUUGAUUACAAAUUAUGAUCUCAUGCGUCAAGGACAUGCUGUCCCAUGUGGUGUGAGCUUUCUUUACCAGGGCAGGUUCUGCACAGCUGGCCUGCCUCCUGGCAUCAGUUUUACCAGUGCCAAAGGAGGCAAACAUUGAAGGGGUUAUUAACCUCAAGAACCUAAGGCCUGAAAUAAAAGAUGUGGAGCGAGCUAGGCCUCAAAAUAAUUUUUUAAAAAUUCUGUGGCGUGCUCUUAAGUUGAACCAUCUGAGGUUUAGUCUGUGGUUUCUCCAUAAUUGUAGAUGCAAUUCAAUCAUCAGCUCAUAUCCCUCAUCUGUUAACCUUUGAUGGAGAAUUUUACUCACUUUGCUGUGCUGUAUUUGCCAUACAGAAAUGCAACAAUACUGCACAUUCCCACAAGUGUUACCCACUAAGAAAAAAAGCAGCUUCUACCUGCACACACUCUCUUAGCCCACUGAUGUUAAUCUACAUUUCUCCUCACUGCAUUUUGCAAUUUUGGUCCCCAGCUGGAUGAAACAAGAUAGUCAAUCAGAAGGGCUUUGGCCCAAAGGAACACUUCCUUCCUUGGAUAAGAUUUGCAGGGGAGCUGUGCUUUUUGAGUUGACUUCACAGUUUGUUUUCCACUGUUGGAGCUAGCCCAUGUUUUUACUGGGUGGAUCUGAGAAGCACUUUAUUAAUGGAGACUGUAUUUUCCCACCAUUGUGUGCUAAAGCGCUCACGUGCUGCCACAAAAAGCCAGGAAACAGGGAAGUUUGGCAUCAUGGGAAAGACUUAUUUGGUUUUUAGAUUUAAAAAUCAGCUUGGGAAACAGAGGGCAAGUCAGAAGAAAUCGUUGUUUUGAGUCAACAUAUCUGCACCAGAGUAGAGUCUGAAAAUAAUCUAGCCUGAACCUAAAAUAACUAAGAAAAUA